This is a messenger RNA of Indicator indicator, 760 nucleotides long. RefSeq names its product lipocalin-like. The record is from RefSeq and is a predicted model, not a curated record. Lineage: Eukaryota; Metazoa; Chordata; Aves; Piciformes; Indicatoridae. The transcript has 7 exons. The coding region runs from base 28 to 582 and encodes 184 amino acids. Gene Ontology annotation, molecular function: small molecule binding.
CUCAGCUCGGCUCUGCUCUAGGGGAAGAUGCACGCCGCACUGCUCGGAGUGCUGGGGCUGGCCCUGCUCGGUGCCCUGCACGCCCAGGACGUUCCCGUGCAGCCUGACUUCCAGCAGGACAAGCUCACAGGGAAGUGGUACACCCUCGGCCUGGCCUCCAACUCCAACUGGUUCAAGGAGAAGAAGCACCUGAUGAAAAUGUGCACCACAGUCAUCUCAGCCACUGCAGAUGGGAACCUGGAGGUCGUCACUACCUACCCCAAAGGUGACCACUGCGAGAAGAGGAACAGCCUCUACACUAAGACAGAGCAGCCAGGGCGCUUCAGCUACAGCAGCCCACGAUGGGGCAGCAAGCACGACAUCCGUGUGGUGGAGACCAACUACGACGAGUAUGCCUUGGUAGCCACCCAGAUCUCCAAGAGCAGUGGCUCCUCCACCAUGGUGCUGCUCUACAGCCGGACCAAGGAGCUCAGUCCUGAGCGCCUGGAGAGGUUCACCCAGUUCUCCAGGGAGCAGGGCCUGUUGGAGGAAGAGAUCCUCAUCCUGCCCCACACAGAUAAGUGCAUGGCAGAUGCUGCCUAGGCAGACACACCGUCGACUGCCAGCAGAGCCCUGAGGCCAGCCCGAGCUGGUGGCCACCCAGUCUUGUCCCCAAUGCACCCUCAGCACCGCAGCAGCCUUGGCUCCCUGGCUUCACACCCACACCUGUACCCCCUCUCCAUUAAAGCCUGUACAAACCAGCCCCCUGCCCUGGUCUGCU